Penicillium brasilianum is the source of this 2735-nucleotide messenger RNA. The record is from the annotation of a GenBank genome assembly. NCBI's taxonomy places the organism in Eukaryota, Fungi, Ascomycota, Eurotiomycetes, Eurotiales, Aspergillaceae.
ACUCAUCCACUUCCCUGCACCUCCAACAACCACCCUGUCGGGAUUGUGCAAUCGCCGUUCAAAUCUGCUCGGUCACCGACUAUUUGAAUUGCAACUCCCUGAUUGCCGCCGACUUUUCUUUCAGCCUCCGAUUCCUCACCUCCUACGACCAUCGACAACACAGAUCUCUGGCAAAUCCUUAUCUCGGCCCUCGAGGUAUCCUCCAGGGUCCUCGUCACCCUCGAUUACUCCCACGGUGACUUCCUGUGCCCCAAUACUGGCACCUUGGUGGAGGACCUUCCUGAAGAAAGCAUCGCCCCUUCCCUUGGCCAUUCUACGUAGCUGUCGCUCGUGUGACACAAAGAGUUUGCGACUUCUCUUAUCUCAGCCUGCGCCCACCCCACCCGGACUUGACCCUCGUGGCGAACGCGAACGUCCCUGCGUGAACAAUCAGAUCUCAUUCAUUCGCCAUGGAGCCCACUACAAAGCCCUCCCUGGCCGUGACGGGCCCAACAACCCACGUCGAAAGAGACGCAAAGAAAGCCGAUGCCAACCGAGCAUCGCCCGGCGAUGCCAGUGAUGCACUGACGGAACUGGCAAAGCAGAAUGUCGCACCAUUCCUCGCAAAAUAUCAUCCACGACAAUAUGCGCCCCUUCGAUCGGAAGAUGGUACAACCUCGGUGCCACGUACGGUCAACGCGGGCUACUGCUAUCGCCACCAGCCUGACUCCAAGUGCGCCCGCCAGGCGGACGAGCAGUCCAUGCAUCAGCUACAACAAGAACUGGAGACACUCCCCCAAAGUGAUCAGCAGGGCAUCGCCCACGUCUGGUCUCUCUUCUCUGCCGCCCCUGCAAAGCAGCGCAAGCUGAUGCUGCAAGGUAUUCUGGCUCAGUGCUGCUUUCCCCAACUAUCCUUCAUCUCCGCUAGUGUCCGUGAACUUAUCCGCAUCGACUUCCUAACCGCGCUUCCACCCGAGCUCUCUUUCAAAAUUCUCCGCUACCUCGAUACUGCUUCCCUCUGCCGUGCUGCACAAGUUUCCCACCGAUGGAGAGCUCUCGCCGAUGAUGACGUCGUGUGGCAUCGGAUGUGCGAACAACACAUUCGUCGGAAGUGCAAUAAGUGCGGUUGGGGUUUGCCACUGCUGGAUAGGAAACGGCUGCGGGAAGCGAAGCGCGAGAUCGAGCUACGCGCGACCAAUUGGGGCAACCAGCCCUCGAACAACAUUGCGGACGGCGCGCCCAACGGCACCUGCUCGGUGGUGGAGCUUCCUGCCAGCGGAAAGCGCAAGAUCGACGUGGAUGAUCAAAGCUGUGCGAUGAUCAAACGUCACUGUGUCUCACCAGCCUACAAGCCCGAGCCGGACGAUGAUUACUUCAAGACCCGUUAUCGCCCAUGGAAGGACGUCUACCGGGAUCGUUUCGUGGUCGGCAUGAACUGGAAGCACCGACGCUGCUCCGUCAAGGUCUUCCGAGGACAUACCGACAGUGUGAUGUGCCUGCAGUUUGAGGAUAAUAUCCUCAUGACUGGCUCUUAUGACGCAACUAUUAAGAUCUGGGACAUGGAGACUGGAGAAGAGUUGCGCACCCUCCGGGGACACACCGCUGGCGUGCGUUGUCUACAAUUUGACGAUACCAAACUGAUCACGGGAAGCUUGGAUCGUAGCAUCCGAGUGUGGAAUUGGCGUACUGGUGAAUGCAUCUCCAGAUACAACGGACACUCCGAGGCUGUGAUCGCCCUCCACUUUGAUUCUACUCUCCUUGCUUCUGCCUCCGUCGACCGAACGGUCAAGAUCUGGAAUUUCAAGGACAAGUCGACCUUUAUCCUACCUCACCCCGAGGGCGUCAACGCCGUGAAGAUUGACACUUCUUCCCGCACCGUUCUGACUGCAUGUGAUGACGGUGCAGCACGGUUGUGGGAUCUCGAUACCAAGACUUGCAUUCGUGUCUUCCACAAUCAUAUCGGUGCAGUUCAACAGGUCAUUCCUUUGCCCCGCGAGAUUGAACUGGAGAGUCAUCUCGCCGACUGCGAAAACGAUCACGUCAGCACGUCCUCCCAGAAUGGUGAUGCCGUCAACAUUCUCUCCCCUCUCCUCGAACAUAAGUCUCUCUCCGCCCCCCCGUCUUCGUUUGGUGGCUCCUUCGACCAAGAUCAGGGUCGCUUGGAACCUCCUCGCUACAUCAUGACCAGUGGUGUCGACGCGACCAUCCGUCUCUGGGAAACCAACACCGGCCGAUGCCUCCGGACCUUCUUCGGUCACCUGGAAGGUAUCUGGGCAUUGUCAGCAGAUACUCUGCGCAUCGCCUCGGGCGGAAUGGACCGUAUGGUCAAGAUCUGGGAUCCUCGCAUUCCAACCUGUCAGGACACUUACGAGGGCCACUCCGCCGCGGUCAAUUGCAUCGGACUUAGUGACAGUCGUUUCAUCACUGGUGGUGACGACUUCCAUGUCCGCAUGUACGAUUUCCGGGCAUAAACCCCCUCUUUUAUCACCCCCCCCCCCACACACUCUUCGAACCUAAUCCCCUCUAAUCACCUUCCACCCGCCCUCAAACUUUCUUUUUCAUCUCUUUCUGGUGCUCUUUCGGUCGAUGGUUAGAUACCCGGGCGCUUUUCAAAACUAUUGUCAUUCAUACUGUUCAUUCUAGGGAUCACGGGCUCGGCGUCAUAUUUGCGCAAUGACUGCAUUAACGGCGCUUGGAGGUUUUAUUUUUAACUUUGUUAAUUGAGUAUUUCAAAAUGAUACAUUCUUAUAUUACAA